Microdochium trichocladiopsis is the source of this 754-nucleotide messenger RNA. RefSeq lists its product as uncharacterized. The record is from RefSeq and is a predicted model, not a curated record. The transcript has a single exon. Lineage: Eukaryota; Fungi; Ascomycota; Sordariomycetes; Xylariales; Microdochiaceae. The coding region runs from base 19 to 597 and encodes 192 amino acids.
AUUCAGACCCAGCUAUCAAUGCACAAUGAAACCCGUAGCUCAACGGAAAUCAUUACGACGGCACCAUACUGUAACACUUUCCCGCCUUGUCCCUCGGCGUCUGGUUUACCCUUCGCGGCCCAAGUACCAUUCUCGUUAACACCGUGGCUCCAGGACUGCCCGAACAUUCGCCACUCGCAAGUUCAGGAGCUCAGCAGGCUCGGCUCCGGGGUAGCCCUUUGCUCAUACCACGCCGACCAGACCCUGCCGGAUGGCUUCUGCAGAGUCGCCUUCAAAUUCGAGCCACUCGCCGACUUCCGGAGACAAGGUAGGGCAUGGAACGGCGCUACCUCCACACCCCAACCUCGUGUCUCUCGACCGCAUCGUCGUCGAGGACGUCGAGUCCCGUAUCGUCGGCUUCACCACGAAAUUCGUCCCAGGUGGCACGACGAGCAGAACACUACGCGCCCGUUCCAGCUGGAGUGGCUGCGGCAGCGGCAUCGACUACUGUCUCGUGGCGCCCAACAGAUCAUCAUGGCUAGAGCGGCCCACUGUGGAGGACUACCGCGUGGAAUAUCCGGCAGGAGUAUUGAAGACAAGAGAGACGUGCUACUGUAACAUUUGUGGUGGUUGUCAACAUGAUCACCUGGUCGAUAAUUAAACUAGUACUUGUUUGUUCAACACACUGCAUGUUGCGAAUGUCUUCAGAACUACAGUACUGUACUGUACAGUACAAUACUGUGCACUUUGUACUUAUUUUGCUGCUCUUUGCCGC